Messenger RNA from Grosmannia clavigera kw1407, 276 nucleotides. RefSeq lists its product as uncharacterized. Bases 1 to 276 code for a protein of 91 amino acids. The transcript has a single exon. The record is from RefSeq and is a predicted model, not a curated record. Gene Ontology annotation, cellular component: membrane. Lineage: Eukaryota; Fungi; Ascomycota; Sordariomycetes; Ophiostomatales; Ophiostomataceae.
AUGGUGGGCUACAUUCGUGUCGCCGUCGAGGCCGUGGCUCUUCUAUCAUGGCUUGCUGGCUUCAUUGCCGUGGCUAUUAACAUAGGGAGCAGUGCUUGUCCGAGAGAAGAGAACGGUUAUGGGACGCUCAAGGCGGCGACAGUCUUUGGGGCGCUGGAAUGGGUAUUGUUCAUGAUGACCACGUUCCUGACUGUUAAGCACGUCUUCAGCAAAACGCGCUGGCCAAAGAUUUCUACGCCAAAGACUUCUAUGACCAGCACCGUUGCACCUGUUUGA